Molecule: messenger RNA, 903 nt
Organism: Zophobas morio
Lineage: Eukaryota; Metazoa; Arthropoda; Insecta; Coleoptera; Tenebrionidae
Product: odorant receptor 4-like
Exons: 7
Coding region: 1-903 (300 amino acids)
Biological process (GO): sensory perception of smell; detection of chemical stimulus involved in sensory perception of smell
Cellular component (GO): plasma membrane
Molecular function (GO): olfactory receptor activity; odorant binding
Source: RefSeq, a predicted model, not a curated record
AUGUUCGUGGCGAAAGGGUACGAUUUUACACAAGUUGUAUUCAUAGGUUUAACUCUAUUCUACGCUUUAAAACUCCUGCCAUUUUUAAACGGAAAUGACCGCAUUAAAAAGUGCAUCAGUUACUUCGAUGGUGACGAAUUUCAGCCACGGGAUGAAACGAAGCAAGAAAUUCUAAGCAAGAUUCCUGCGUUGUUGUCCAAUGAGAAUGAGUUGCCGUUACCAAUGUGGCUGCCCUAUUCGAUCAACAAAAGCUCAGUGAUUUAUUACACCACAUAUGUUUAUCUGUGCAUUGCUAUUGUAUAUGUUGGUUUUGCGACUGCUCUACUCGAUCCGUUGAUUGGAGGACUCGCGUUUCAGGCUGUCAGUCAGUUAAAAAUUUUAAAACACAGACUACAGAAUUUACAAAAUUUCUCAAAAUAUGGGUCCAAUUCAACUUUAAUUCAAACUGGUAUUUAUCAACAGCUAAUUGGAUGUGUUGAGCACCACAACGCAAUACUCAAGUUUGUUAGUGAAUACGAGCAGUGUUUUUCUUGGACUAUAUUUAACCAGUUUAUGGGAACGACGUCUGUGUUAUGUUUCAUCUGCAUUGCAAUUACAACGGUGCCUCUUGUCAGUAUUGAUGCUGUUAAAUACAUUAUUUUCUUUUUCGUUGUAAACUGGCAAGCACUGUUUUAUUGUUACUUCGGAACACUUCUGUAUGAAGAGAGUGACACUCUUGUAACCGCUAUUUAUCUAAGUCAGUGGUACGAAUAUCCUGUGGAAGCGCAAAAAAUCAUAUUUACGUUAAUGGAACGAGCUAAACAACCUAUGAUCCUUUCAGCUGAGAAACUAUUAGAUUUAACCCUGGACACUUUUACUGCGAUACUGAAAAGAAGUUAUUCUUUAAUCGCGUUUCUCAAAUAG